Molecule: messenger RNA, 1066 nt
Organism: Blepharisma stoltei
Lineage: Eukaryota; Ciliophora; Heterotrichea; Heterotrichida; Blepharismidae
Source: the annotation of a GenBank genome assembly
AUGCAAUCAGAUGACAUAAUACGACAAGUUUUUCAAAGACUUUCUGAAGACCCGCAGAACACCCGAUGCAUGGAUUGUGACUCCUUAAAUCCAGAAUUCGCAUCAAUAAACCACGGAAUAUUAAUUUGCUCAACUUGUGCAUCAAUUCAUACUAAUCUUGGUGCUAUCAGCAUUGUGAAACCAAAAAGUAAUGAUCUUUGGAGCAUCGAUCAGCUUAGAAUGAUGGCUGCAGGAGGGAACUCAGCCUUUAAAGAAUACUUAGCUUACUACGAUAUGGACCAAGCCACUCCAAUAGACAUAAAAUACCGAACACGUGCAGCAGCAUUUUAUAGAUCAAUGCUCCAAGUCAUCUCAAAAAAUGAACCAUUUGAAGAAGACUUUCUUCCACAUGAAAUUGGAAUAAUGAUUGGAGACUAUGAUUGCAAUCAAAGCCAAGAAGAAAUUAAAGUAGAAAAUCCUUCCGAAGAAAUAAAAAUAAGAGAAGAGGCUGUUAAUUGUCCUGAUCUUCCAGAUGAUUCUGAAGAGCAAAUCAUGCAAUCUAAUAGUAAACCAAAGAAAGGGCUUAAGGGGUGGCUAAACAAAGCGUACAAAUCAUCAGUUAAAGCUGGAAAUGUAGUUGCAAAUAAACUAAAUGAGCUCGCACAAACCCCAGCUGUUAAAAAACUGGAAGAAAAAUCACUAGUAGCUAUACACAAGAUUGCAGAUAAGUGCAAAGAAAUUUCAGAGAAACCCAAAAUCAAAGCAGCUACUGAUAAAAUAGUAAAUGGUGCGAAAAAAUCUUACAAUAAAAUAUAAUUAUAUAUAAAAAAUGCGCAGUAAUCCUAGGUAUAUUUCCUUAUGAGAUAUAAAAAUUAAUAAGCAAAUAGCAAUGCAUUAAAAUCUAAUAGGUAUAAACUCUAAUCCUACUGUAUGCAAAAUCAAAAAAGACACAAUGAAAUUUUUAGUUCAAAUAGAAAAUGAAGCAAAAGCUGGCGCUAAAUCAGCUAUAAACUUAGUAAAGCACAAACCUGAAAGCGACAUUCAAGAAAUAGAGCCAACUGAGCAUUUAGAAAUAAUGAAAGAAUAA